CAUAUAAUGUAAGCUUUAUUCACUAAAAAUGGGAAACUCUGGUAGUGCGCAUCAUAUUAAUAUCGAAAGAUCCGGCAUCGAUCGAAGUGCUCACUUCCAAACACGAUUUCAACAUCAAACUCAGCACUCACAUCGUCAGUUUGAAUGGAGUAGAUCUGUGUUAAGGUCUAUCCCUAGUAGCCCGCAGCGAAGCUUAACCACAGAAUGGAGAAGAUCAUACCCAUCUGCACUUUUAAAGAAAGAAUCAGGCUCUCCAAUGGAAAGCUCAUUGAAAGUGCUGCCGGAGGUGGAUAAGCGGCUACAUCUACGAGCUACAACGAAUGGUGCAAUUUUAAAUUCCGGUGGUACGAUAAGUGGCCGAAAACAAAAUGAAAACCAACUUCAAAAUGUGUCCCAUAUACUUAGUCAACAAUCCAAAACAUUCGUGCUUGAAACUGUCCACGACAGUAGCUCUGGCUCAAAUAAAAAAACUGAUACAAGGCCAGAACUUACGCGAUCGCAAACAUUGCUUCAUAUAAAGGCGAAACAGAAAGACUCUGCGUCAAAUAUGAAUGACUCAAAUCUCUUCCGAAUGCAGAGACACACAUAUUCGGAGCCGGAACUCAUAAAUAGCCUUAAUCAACAAGCCGCAGUCACAACAAACAUGCAAGAACAACCAUUGAGAGCGAAUAAUCGGAUGAAGUAUUCGAAAAAGAGAAGAGCUCCUGAGGUACCCCAAGCAGUCACAGCAACAACACCACUUAUAAAAAAUAAUACGGAGAUUUUGCGAAAUACGCCUAGUUCGAAAUCCAUGCAUUACGCCAAAAAUGCAGAUCGUAAACUUAGUAAACAAAUCCCGAGCUCAGUGCCGACACAAACUGAACCUCUAAUAAAUAGAGACCAUGGGAUUCGUAAAAGUGUUAAUGAAACUAACUGCCAACGCAAUUCUCAUGAACGUCCCAAAUUCGCCUUUCGACGAGAAAAGAGCUCGGAUGCAAUUUUGCUAAGAAGUCAAAGAUUGAUUCAGCCUGAAAUAAAGGCGAAUUCAUUGAUUAGCAAAGUAAAUGAUUAUCAAAGGGAUAAAAAUCAGAUUUUAGAUAGUACAUUUGAAAAUGAGACUUCACCUCAAAAAGAAAAUUUCGAUAAUGGAGUGGUUUCAGUUCAAGAAAAUAAAUGCCAACGAACAUUUUAUUUUGGUAUGGAAACUGAUGUUGUUGAUAUACACUCCAUUGCUUUUGGUGAGCUUUUUAGUUUAUUAAAAUUAAAACAUCUUUUGACUUCAAUGAAAAACAUUUUUAGCUAA
This is a messenger RNA of Drosophila navojoa, 1282 nucleotides long. RefSeq lists its product as uncharacterized. Lineage: Eukaryota; Metazoa; Arthropoda; Insecta; Diptera; Drosophilidae. The record is from RefSeq and is a predicted model, not a curated record.